GGUGGAGCUAAGUGGGGACGUGCUCACUCCUGGGGACUGUGAGGAGACAGUUUUAUUCCUUACCAAGAUGAAGCUCCUGCUGCUGAGUCUGGGACUGACCCUGAUCUGUGCUCACACAGAAGGAAACCAUGAUGCUGUGACAAGUGACUUUGAUCCAUCCAAGUAUUCAGGGGAGUGGUAUUCCAUUCUCCUGGCCUCUGAUCAUAAGGAAAAGAUAGAAGAAAACGGUAGCAUGAGGGUUUUUGUGGAAUAUAUCCAUGCCUUGAAGAACUCUUCGUUAGGCUUUAAAUUCCAUAUAAUUAUAAAUGGAGUAUGUGCUGAAAUUGAGUUUGUUUGUGACAAAACAGAAGAGGAUGGUGUAUAUUCUGUUGAAUAUGAUGGACAUAAUACAUUUAAAGUACUCGAAACGGACUAUGAUGACUACAUUAUUUUUCACCUCAUAAAUAAAAAUAAUGGGAAUACAUUCCAACUUAUGGAGCUCUAUGGUCGAGCACCAGAUGUGAGCUCAGAACUCAAGCAGAAAUUUGUGAAUGUUUCUGAAAAAUAUGGAAUUGUUAAGGAAAACAUAUUGGACCUGACCACUGUUGACCGCUGUAUCCAGGCCCGAGGUGGAACACAGUCCUGAGUCUCCAGGGCAGAGAGAAAGUUUCCCCACCUGGGCUCCAGCAUCAUCUAUCUCCUUCCUCACUGCUACACCAUCUUAUGACCUGUUCUGUCACCUGAUUUCCACCACUGUCACAUAUGAAUGUGUCAUCCUGGAUCUCGAGGAUCUUCUCAGAUUGCUGAGGAAGAUUCAUCCAAUCACCAAGAAUCAAAGGCUUUCUCUAAAUUUCUCUCUUUGCCACACCCAGGUCAACUCUACAUGAAGAAGGUCUUUCUCUAUCCCCUCAAUAAAUGAUCAGCCCUGGA
Molecule: messenger RNA, 909 nt
Organism: Marmota monax (woodchuck)
Lineage: Eukaryota; Metazoa; Chordata; Mammalia; Rodentia; Sciuridae
Product: major urinary protein 20-like
Exons: 7
Coding region: 68-625 (185 amino acids)
Molecular function (GO): small molecule binding; odorant binding
Source: RefSeq, a predicted model, not a curated record